Messenger RNA from Periconia digitata, 3056 nucleotides. NCBI's taxonomy places the organism in Eukaryota, Fungi, Ascomycota, Dothideomycetes, Pleosporales, Periconiaceae. The record is from the annotation of a GenBank genome assembly.
CCUUGUUACUUUUCCUGUCACUGUCAGCUUCCACACAGGGCCCGCAGUCUGGCCGAUGCGCCCACAUGGGAUUUUCCGAAGAUGCGUACGUGAUGCCUGACUGGGGUUCCGUGCCACGAUGACCGAUCAUCCCGUCCGCGCAACUGUGAAUGUAUAUGGACACGGCUCCACGAUUAUUCUCGAUAUGCAUAUCCCGUCCUGCAUAUCCGGAAUUCAUUAAGACGACGCUCCAGACAAUCUGGUAGCUCAACGCGCCAAGAGGGAGCAGCGGAAAGGUCGGGAUGCAGAUUGCGAACUGACAUAACGCCACAGUCACACCCCCUCCCUGCCUCCAUCUCCCGGGCACUCGCCCAGACCUCUUGGACUGGGCCAUGGAACAAGAUGACGAGCCCCAGGAGCAUUGCUGCUCGAGCGCACGGUGCGUCGCUUAGUUGGGCCAGCCAGCCGGGUAAACAAGUCGUGGCUUUUUCUCGCUGCGACUCCCUUAUUGGCGAGCUUUUUGGUAUUGAGGAGUAGUGAUACGAAGUAUGACAGGCUUUUUGUGGUGAGAAGCCAACCGGGAUGGCCCUGGCCUGUCAUGGAGGAUGGAUGGAUGGGUUGUUAUUGCGCUGUCUCUUGACAUGUGUACUUUGCUUCCGCCGGAGGGAUGCAUGGCUUGGACGAUAAACCCAGAGGCGUCUUCAUUUAUCACGGACGGCUGUUCUCAGCUUCGCUGCAUGAAUUCUCUUGAUCCCUUUUUUUUUUUUGCUUUCUUAUUCUUCGGCCGCGCAAUUGCCCUUACGCACGCUAAACUUUCUGUUCCUACAAGUGUUGUACCUUUGCGCACCUCGACAUUGUUUUUCGACACCCUUGAAACCGAUCGAGAGAUAGAUCAUCAUUUACCCCAGAUUCGACUUGUAUAGCUACAACACUACCACUGACUGGCUUCGGCACGGGACGAGACGCUAUUUGAAACGUUAGGGCCCAGUGUAGCUGUCCUGGAAAAUCAACUAAAUAACGCCAGAGGGCGGCACAUCUCCAGCCCUACUGCACCCUUCAUCGCACACGACUCGCGUCCAACACGAGCUUCGCCAGAUCCCCACAAUGUUGAAGUACCUCAAGAAGGCGCUUACGCCGUCCGCCUUUGAGCCAGAACUCCCACCGCAUUUUCUAGAACAGUACAAUGCAGCACGAAAACUGUCCUACGCGUCGUCGAGCGAUUCAUCGCUGCCUGAGUUCGACCCGCUCACGGCCUCGGCAUUCGAAUUGUCGGAAAUGCUGAAUGCAGGCGUGAUCACGAGCGUCGAGAUUGUAGAAGGAUACCUCCACCAAAUCGAGCAGCACAACAAAAGAGGAAGACAGCUGAGAGCUCUGAUAUCAGUCGCACCAAGGCACGAGCUCAUGAGGAUAGCAAAGCGCUUGGACGACGAGAGAUCGAGGGGGAAGAAGAGGGGACCUCUGCACGGAAUUCCCAUAGUGGUCAAAGACAACAUCAUGACCGACGCCAAUCUGGGCAUGGACACAACCGUUGGCUCUUACGCUUUCGUGGGCUGCAUUCCCAAGAAGAACGCCACAAUAGUCGACCGUCUGAUCCGCCGCGGUCUCAUCAUCCUCGGAAAGUCAAACCUCACCGAAUUCUGCGGUCUCAAGAAUCCCUCCAUGCCACCCGGCUGGUCCGCUGUGGGGGGUCAAUGCCAGUCGCCGUACGUGGCGCGCCACAUUGCAAAAAAGAAGCUUCACUGGGAACUCUCUGCUCCUGGAGGCUCGUCAACAGGAUCGGCAGUGAGUGUAGCGUCCGGGUUCAGCGCGCUGUCAAUCGGAACAGACACAAUCGGCAGCCUAAUCACACCUGCGAAUCGCGCGGCGCUGUACGCGUUGAAACCUACCGUGGGAAAGGUACCGAUGGAUGGUAUUUUCACGCUCAGCAAGAGUUUCGACGCCGCAGGUGGAAUGGCGCGAUCUGCGAAGGAUCUCGUGGCCCUCAUGGACAUCCUGCUCUCCCCGACCAACAAAGAAUUCGGCACCGGCCUGCCAAACACGGGCUUCAAGAUCAAAGAGGACUGGAGCAACCUGCGGAUUGGCUUCACGGAACCGACCAUCUGGACCUCGUGGAAGAAGAGCGGUCGGAUCAACGCCGACGCUGAGCGUUUCAUGCUUCAGAAAUACGAAAUGGUCGUGCAGAGCUUGAUCGAGAUGGGCGUCGACGUUGUGUACCCUGUCGAGCUGCCCAGCCAAAGCAGUCUCAACUUGGAUGGGAAAAACAGCUUUGAGCCGAUUGUCUACUCGGAGUUCAAAGAGUGCCUCUCGGAAUUCAUCCGCCAAUUCAAAAUCACAAAAGUCCAUUCUCUCGCAGAAAUCAUAAACUUCAACCUCGAACACCCGGAGCUCACGCUUCCACCUACCUGCCCGCACCAAAACGACCUCCUCUCCGCCCUCUCCAACCCACACUCCCGCUCAGACAUCCACACGCACCUAACCCACCUCCGCACGACGGCGGGCCAAAACGGCCUAGCGCACCUCUUCCACACCGAAACCCUCGACGUGCUCAUCGCGCCAGGCGACUCAGCCCUCUCCUCGCUCGCCGCGGCCGCGGGCUACCCAACCGCCGCAUGCCCGUUAUCAGCGCUCAAACUCAACGGGCAGCCCUUCGGCCUAACCCUCACAUCGCCUCCCCACACCGAGCACAAGCUGCUGCACUUCCUCACCGCAUACGAAGCCACGUUCCCGCCGCGCGCGCUGCCGCUGCCGCUGCACAGCGUGCCGUUUCCCUUGCAGAGCCCCGCGGGGAAAGAGGUCGUGGUGGGUCAGAACGGCGAGGUCGUCAUGUUGCCUGAUCAGCCCAUUGUCGAUUUGAUUCUCAAAGAGUGGGAUACCAGGCGGUUUAGCUGCAGUGCGGAUGCGCUUGCCGAGUGGCUCAAUAAGCGGUGGAAGAAGAGCGGGUAUAUGGUUAGUGCGGAGACGGUGCUCGAGGUUUUGAGGGGGAAUGGGAGGAUUGCUUUUAGGGGGUUGGGGGAUGUUGAGGAGGGUGCUUUUACGAGGUAAAUCUUUCAUUUGGAUUCCCUCUUCUCUUUUCUUUU